AUGACAGCCAGAACAAUUUACCUUAUUUCAUCCCGGAAUGCAGAGGCUCAAAGGGCGCAUUUUGCGAUCUUUGUUCCUGCCGAGGGGGCACCAGACAAAGGAACCCUGAUCGAAGCCGUUGGCGCGCCUAUGGCGGGCUACGUGCUAAACUUCGAACGGAACUUUUCCCCCACCGAUGACUCUCUAGAGAACUAUGAUAUAUUUCCGAUUGGAGAGGUUGAUCCGGUGAAUAUCAUUGACGAUACAACUGGGGUGAAGAGCGCCGACGCUGAACCAAGGGGUAACAUCGAAGUCGUGGCAUCCCAAGUUCCGACUCCUGGGAUUAGCGAAAACUUCCUAGCGCCAGUCAACGACAGUAUUCAGACCGCCAACAAAAGAGACCAGGAAUGGACUAUGGAUUACAUUCGACACCUUGUUGGUCGACGACUCAUCGGAUCUGAAGCCAUCCAGAUCGUACAAUCGAAACGGGACCCACCAACUCAUGGUCUUGGAUUUCAGCCAACCCUUCGCCGAUCGGGAUAA
Molecule: messenger RNA, 522 nt
Organism: Penicillium macrosclerotiorum
Lineage: Eukaryota; Fungi; Ascomycota; Eurotiomycetes; Eurotiales; Aspergillaceae
Exons: 2
Coding region: 1-522 (173 amino acids)
Source: RefSeq, a predicted model, not a curated record